Messenger RNA from Patiria miniata (bat star), 3310 nucleotides. RefSeq names its product monocarboxylate transporter 13-like. Gene Ontology annotation, biological process: transmembrane transport. Lineage: Eukaryota; Metazoa; Echinodermata; Asteroidea; Valvatida; Asterinidae. Bases 491 to 1855 code for a protein of 454 amino acids. The record is from RefSeq and is a predicted model, not a curated record. Gene Ontology annotation, molecular function: monocarboxylic acid transmembrane transporter activity. The transcript has 4 exons.
CAUUCAGAAGGGUGCACGCCAGUCAGGUAUGUCAUGUUCCAUUCAUCACGUUCGACAGGCCACGCGGCGCGUAUAUCCCCCACACGUACGUACGUACACCCACACGCAGAACAUAGUAGGCCUACAUUUACUGCCUUAUUACACCAUGUGUACAGUCCGUACUCACGUGUUUGUGCUUGCUGGUUGUACGUGUUAGUACCAAACCGGUCGUACGGACAAUGGUCGGUGGUACGGUACACGCACGGACAAGGGUCGGUGGUACACGCACGUAGCCGCGUUGAUUGUGGGUGCAGGGCCCGAUUAUCUCCCUUCGACAAAAAGCCGAGAGACCGCAUUGAACAAGGCUAUUAUGUUACAGCUACGGGAUUAUACUGGAUUCUGAAAUCUACAGUCCUCUCACGUUCUUUGAUUUAAACAGUUUUAGGUCAAGCACGCAACAAGCAGUUGCCAGCACUUUGUUCAUUCUCCUGCUUGGAUUCCAGUUCAUGACAUGUCGACGCAGGAGCCUCUUUGGGGUUGGCUGGUUGUGGCCAGCGUGCAUAUCGCCUUCCUUUUAUGGGGCGGAGUCAUCAAAUCUGUCGGUGUCCUGUUACCAGCGUUAAGUGACAUGUACGCCUGCGAUGUCUGGAUACUAGGCUGGAUCAUAGCAGCAAUGUGUUCUGCAAACAACAUAGCAGCUGUGUUGGCCAAUGUGCUUAAUAAUCUGAUAGGCGGACGCCUGACUGCCGUUCUUAGCGGUGUGUUAGCAGUGAGUGGUCUGGUUUUGGCCUCCCUCUCUUCUGGUGUAUUGCAGUUUGGCCUAUCCAUGAUUUUACUGACAGGUCCUGGCUUUGGUGCUUUUGGUUGCAUCUGCAAAAUCACUCUGGGAAUUUACUUCAAUGAGAGACUCACUUUGGCAACAAGUAUUGCCUUGAUGGGUCAGCCAGAAAGUUUGAUCGUUUUCUCCAUGUUCGCACAGUUCCUACUAGAGACUUUUGGUCCCCGUGGGAACUUACUUAUCUUAGGAGCUCUCACAAUGCAUCUGGUACCCUGCGCAAUGUUACUCCGCCCACGGCAAGUUAGCGGCCAUCGACAAUAUCCCCGCCGUUGCUACUCGGCGAUUGACAGCACCACCUCUAUGAAAGACUCGCCGGUAAGCCAGGAACCGGUGGCGCUCAUCGGCCGACUACUGGACGUCAACCUGUUAACCAAACUAGACACGUGGGUGCUCAUACUCUCCUUUACGCUGUUCAGCUUUGUCAAUGACGCCUGGAUGACUUUCAUGGUCUCCAACGCCAUCUCGAAAGGUUUUGAUGGUUACGUUGCAACUUCAUUCAGCUUGAUCGCCGGAUGCAGCGCCAUAGUCACUAGUUUCCUUCAAGGCGUGAUGCUCUCAAAGGGUGUGGUCAGUAACCGUCUUCUGUCGGCGGUAGCUGCAGGAAUGGGUAGCAUUGCCCUCCUCAUCAACCCAGUACACAAAGCGUUUUGGUCCAUGAGUAUAUCCGUUGUACUUUACGGUAUAACACUGGCAGUGCUCAUGACCACUAUACUCUGUCUGGCCAUCGAGAUUCUUGGAAGAGACAGAAUCGCUGGUGCCCUCGGAUGGAUGGGACUGGUGUCCGGCAGCUUCAGAAUCCUCUUGGGAUUUUGCACUGGACUUCUAUAUGACGUCACAGGUGACUACAACGCUACCUUUGUGCUACUAGGAUCAAUGAUUGGCCUUAUUAUACCGAUACUGUACUCUGAUACGUUGGUGUCCAUGUGUCGGGAGCGGAUUCGACCUUACAAAGAAAAAACAGCUCUAUAUCUGAAGCCCAAUUGGGCGCCAGUACCCGCACAGAAACAGGUAGUACGUGUGCAGCCCCGAAACAAGUGAGUGCAACCACAUCAACUUAAUGUGGUUAUAAGGCUUCGGCUUUUGAUAUCAAAAUGCUGCAGUAAAUAUCCGUUGCCCUAGCCGCAAGAGGACGCUAUAACAAUGAUUUGGAAGCCAGCCACGUGACUGAUCACUGAACACUCACGUGACACACUUCAGUUAUGCAUCGUCGACCACAACCAAUGGUUGUCCACAAUUUCUGCAACCACAUAGGGUCGCAACAUUGGGGUCAGUUUGUAUAUGAUAUCAGUUAAUCCAUGCAAUUUAGGUAAUAACAACUCUGAACUUAUUACAAAACUGAGAAGUCACAUGAUAAAAUCGGCCGAUGUCACCCCAAGCUUUAGAAUGCACUGCCUUUAUUCUUAAAGUAUUUUAUCUUAAAACAAUUGUUUGAAAUUAAUAUUUAAUAUGACUUUGGUUAUCUUUUACUAAUUUAGACAUUCUGUUUCCUCCUUUGGUAUAGAAGUUUGUUUACGUAACAAGUCUUGGAAACUUAGCCACAGGAGACAUAAGCGGUGCCUCCAGCUGAUGUUUUUAGUCUGGAUAAUUAGUUAAAACAGACAGCAGAACAGGGUUUAGUUGCGACUUAAAAUCAAUUACUUUUACUAAAUUGUUAAAAUUAACAAUGCAUACUAUGGAUAUUUAAAUACUUAUAACAAAAUUGACGUUUUAAUCUGUAUGCAGUUGUAAAUUAAUUAAAGUCAUUAAUAAUAAUUAUAUAUUUAUUUUACUGCGCAAAUACACUUUAAAAGCUUUUUGAAGAAUUUAAAAGUCUUUUUCAAACUGCAAGCUAAAAUACUAAAAUAUACAACACAUACAGUAACCUCUUAUUAAACAAAUUGUUUCGCUAUACAAUUGCGAAAUAAAAGUUGGAACUGCAAAGUUGUUAAAUUAAUAAAAGUCUUUGAUAUAACCAUUAUGCCUACACUUAACAGCGCCCAUUUACAUCGGUAUUUCGCGUGUUUAAAUCAAACACACACUAAAAGCAUUAUCAACCUUAUUUGAAGAAUGUAAAAGUCUUUUUCAAACUGCGAGCUAAAAUACAAAAAUAUACAUCAUGUAGAAUUGGAACUGCUAAGUUGAUAUUAAUAAGAACACUUUAUUAACAUUGCAUAGCCCCUUAUAAUUAUGCAGUUCAAAGUACAAGCGGAGAACCAUUCAAAAGCAUCUGCACUCAAAGCUGUCUAUUAUUUUUUUUUUUUUUUUAAACGAAUGUUUGUAUCAUGUCUCAGUGCAUUUUUUUUGUAAAUUUUCGAUUACUUGUAAUUAUAUCUCGGGGCAGGGAUAAUACAGCUUUCAUGUUCAUUGAAGCGAAUGCUGAGAAAGGUUGGUAUGCAAGCCAUUUAGGUACAAAAGCAUAUUGAUUGUAAAAACGACGCCAAAUGUGUUUCACAGAAAUUCAGUGUUUAUACUAUUGCAAUCAAGGAUAAAGAAAUGUGGUGUAGGGCACCUAGG